Messenger RNA from Aspergillus welwitschiae, 548 nucleotides. RefSeq lists its product as uncharacterized. The record is from RefSeq and is a predicted model, not a curated record. The transcript has a single exon. Lineage: Eukaryota; Fungi; Ascomycota; Eurotiomycetes; Eurotiales; Aspergillaceae. Bases 163 to 321 code for a protein of 52 amino acids.
AGCCAACCAGAGGGCGGUGAAAAGACUUGCUCGCCUGGGUAAAAUUGCAUCCUCUGAACGGAUCAACGCUCCGGCAAAUCCCCGUGACACACACGCGUUCCCCCCGCCCAAACAAAAAUAACGCUAUAGCAACUUGACCAUGUCUACUCGGUGAAUUCUUUCAUGUCCCUACCCCACUUAUUCUUCUUUUUCCCACCCGCCUCAUUUGCCCUACCUGCGUUCUGCAGGUCAUCCAGCCCCGCACUGGGUCCCCAAUCGCGGUCGAUUGGAGACCUCAAGAAGGCAACUAUCACAUUCCGAAAGACGCAUGAUAACGUCUAACCUAUCAAUUUCUCUUCAGCGUGGAGCCGAAUCAUGCUGCGCCAAAGGCAAAGCAGUAUCGGGGGGUUCAGGUCUUGAUGCGCGGGGAGAACCUGUCGAACUGAUCGGGCAUUUUGUUUGUCACAAGUGACCUCCAAGCACCAGCGGGGAAUUCUGUGUCAGCCAAACACAACACAACCCUACCUGGUCAUUAUCCUCAAGCUCACCACGUGAGCCAGAACGGUACA